Diaporthe batatas is the source of this 1524-nucleotide messenger RNA. RefSeq lists its product as uncharacterized. The record is from RefSeq and is a predicted model, not a curated record. The coding region runs from base 1 to 1524 and encodes 507 amino acids. Lineage: Eukaryota; Fungi; Ascomycota; Sordariomycetes; Diaporthales; Diaporthaceae. The transcript is spliced from 2 exons. Gene Ontology annotation, cellular component: cytoplasm. Gene Ontology annotation, molecular function: oxidoreductase activity.
AUGGUCCUCCGAGAGGUAGUCGACGGCCAAGCCGGGCUCCCAGUGCCCAACAGCACUCUCUCAUACUGGCACAAGGACCCCUCAAAGAAGCUCCUGGGCUACCGUUCAACGCCAGACCUGCCUUCUGAGGCCGACACCAUCAUUAUCGGGACGGGAAUGACCGGCUCGUUCGCAGCCCGCUUCCUCAAGGAGCCGGCAUCGCCCGCGAGCCAGCAGUCCCUGCUGGUCCUCGAGGCCCGCGAGGCAUGCUGGGGCGCGACGGGCCGCAACGGCGGCCACUGCCAGCCCUUCCUCUACGGCACCGACGAGGAGGUCGCCCGCUUCGAGCUCGAGACGUACGGCUUCCUGCAGGACCUGGUCGCCGCCGAGGACAUCCCCUGCGACUGGCGGCCCGUCAACGGCGUGCACGCCAUGCUGAGCCAGGACGUCUUCGGCGCCGCCGCGAGGGCCAUCCCCGCCCUGCGCAGGAAGGUCCCCGACUUUGCCGACAAGAUCGCCGUCGUCUCGCCCGAGGGCCUGGUCGACGGGCCCAGCGGUGAGGGCGGGGGCGAGGGCGACGGCGGCGGGUGGGCGCGCGGCCUCACGCUCGAGAAGCUCAGGCUCGACCGCCCCGGCGUCGCGGGCGCCAUCGUGCAGAAGCACGCCGCGAGCAUGUGGCCCUACAAGCUCGUGUGCCACGUGCUGGAGGCGCUGCUCGCCGCCCACGGCCCGGCCUCGCUCAACCUGCAGACCAACACGCCCGUCACCGCCGUCGCCAGGGGCGCCGCCCGCCCGGGGAGGUGGGUCGUGACCACGCCCCGGGGCAGGGUCUCCGCGGCCAAGGUCCUGCUCGCCACCAACGGGUACACGUCGCGGCUGCUCCCCGCCUUCUCGGACCUGAUCGUCCCCGUCAGGGGCCAGAUCGGCGCGCUGCUGCCGCCCGAGCCGCGCGCCGCGCUGGACUACUCGUACGUCUUCUUUGGGCAGCUCAAGGGCGAGGGCGAGGACGGCGGGGACACCACGCGGGACGAGUACCUCGUCCAGCGGCCGCUUCCGGGCGGCGAGCUCAUCCUCGGCGGGGGCCGGCACCUGGCCCGGGGGAUGGCUGUCGGGGAGUGGAGGGACGACACGGUCGAGCCCAAGGUGGCGAGGUGGCUGCGGACCGAGCUGGAGCCUGUGCUUAGCCUCGACCGCAAGGAGGAUAAGGCGCCUGAGGAGGGGCUGGAGGCGUCGAUGGAGUGGACCGGCAUCAUGGCGUACAGCCGUGACCAGGUCCCGUGGAUCGGUGCUGUCCCCGAGUCUCUGGGCGGCGGUGAGGGUUUGUAUAUCGCAUCCGGUUUCACGGGGCACGGCAUGCCGCGAUGUGCCCUGGCAGGUAGGGGCAUAGCCAGGAUCAUGUUGGGAGAUGAGAAGGGGCACGGUAUUCCCAAGACGUUUAUGGUGGACGAGGACAGAGCAGCAAAGGCGAGGGAGAACUGGGGCCGUGUUGGGACUGUUGAUGAGAUGGAGGCGUUGAUCGCUGAUUUGAGACCGUUGAUGGAGUAG